AUGAAUUCAUCCCCUGAUUCAAAACGAAAAUCUAAAAAACGAAAAGUUCUUACUGAUCAGCUUUUCAAUCGACUUCAUUUGAUCAAUGUAUUUGAUGAUGAUUUUCCUUCAAAUUCAUCAUUAUCAAUAGUCGAUUCCUAUUCACCUUGCGUACGUGGGUCUUGUACACUUGCAUGGCAUUUACCAGCCGAUCCUCUUAAUAUUCAAUAUUAUCGUAGGUGUCUUGUAAUUCCUGGUGAAAUUCCUUAUUUCAUUCCAUCACCACGUACUCCGUAUUUACCACCUGAACAAUCUGACUCUUUUGUUCGACAACCUCGAUUUACUUCUCUCCUACCUCUUCUGCUUACUGCUCAACGUACUGGCAUUGAUGUUCGACAAUAUAAUAUUAUUAGUGAAAGAAAUUCAUUAAGAAAAAUUGCGAUGAAUAAUGAAGUCUAUACAAUCGGUGUGAUAAAAUUUGGUUCAAGUAUAUUUUUAAGACGUUAUGAUACUUAUCAAACAAUCAAUAGAAAUGAUAUUGGAUAUCGAUUUGAACAAAUGUGUACUACUGGUAAUUAUCUUGAUGGUAAUUAUAUUCAAUUAAUUGAAGGACACAUUGGUACAUUAAAAACAUUGAUGACAGGAGAAACUGAUGCAGUUGAGAGACGCACUGGAAGAUCAAUUGAAUUAAAAUGUCAUCGAAAACCUGAUAAUCAAGAUAUACAAGAUUGGUGGUUACAAGCUUUUCUUAGUGGUGUAACAAAAGUUAUUCAUGGUUGUCGUGCAUUAGAUGAUCCCGAACGCUUGAUAAAUAUGGUUGAAUAUCCUGUCUCAGAAAUGAGUCAUGAACAAUAUAAAAAUCGAAUAUUAGAAUUUCUCUAUCAAGUUCUUCAAUUUCUUUCAUCGAAUGUUAUUGAAGGUCGAAAUUAUUUAUUAUCUCGUCGGAUAGAUCCAACAACAAGAAAACAUCGAUUAUAUUUAUAUGAGGUGACAAAUAAAACAGAUAAAGAAAAAUUAACAUUUCUUACAGAAGAAUUACUUAAUCGAUUACUUGUUACUACUAGAUAA
This is a messenger RNA of Adineta steineri, 1047 nucleotides long. NCBI's taxonomy places the organism in Eukaryota, Metazoa, Rotifera, Eurotatoria, Adinetida, Adinetidae. The record is from the annotation of a GenBank genome assembly.